UAAGACUAGUUCGAACACUGUACGUCGCGUGACCGCCGCCACGCGAGGCUCUGCCCCUUUAACCCCGCUCUCCUCCCCGCCUCUCGCACCAGCGCGGCUCCGUCCGUCUCUGCCCCAUUUCGCUGCUUUGUUUUCGUCGUCGCUCGUCGGAUCAUGGCCGCCCACUCCACCGAAGAACCGUUCCCCUUCCACGGGCUGCUGCCCAAGAAGGAGACCGGCGCCGUGUCCUACCUCACCCGGUUUCCCGAGUACGAUGGCCGAGGGGUGCUCAUCGCCGUGCUCGACACCGGCGUGGACCCCGGGGCCCCCGGCAUGCAGGUCACGACCGAGGGGAAGCCAAAGAUCGUGGAUAUCAUCGACACGACAGGCAGCGGUGACGUGAACAUGACCACAGUGGCGGAACCUAAAGACGGGACAAUCACAGGCCUCUCUGGUAGAAUCCUUCAGAUCCCUCCUGCCUGGGUCAAUCCAUCAGGGACGUAUCGCAUCGGAGUUAAAAAUGGCUAUGAGUUCUUCCCUAAGGCUCUAAAAGAAAGAAUACAGAAAGAGCGAAAGGAGAAGACGUGGGACCCGCCACACAGAGCAGCACUUGCUGAGGUGUCCCGCAAAACAGAAGAGUUUGACCUCUCUCACCCAACACCCUCACAGAUGGAGAAGCUGCAGAAAGAAGAGUUGCAGUGUCAGUCAGAGCUGCUGGCAUCUCUAGAAAAGAAGUACAGUGAUCCUGGUCCUGUAUAUGACUGCGUGCUGUGGCACGAUGGCGUCACAUGGAGGGCUGUAGUGGACACUUCAGAGUGUGGAGAGCUGUCCCAGUGCACGGUGCUGUGCUCCUACAGAGAGACACAGGAGUAUGCCACAUUAGGAAACGCUGAGAUGCUUAACUACUCUGUUAACAUUUAUGAUGAGGGAAACACACUCUGCAUUGUCACAAGUGGAGGGGCUCAUGGGACACAUGUGGCAAGCAUCGCAGCAGGUUACUUCCCAGAAGAACCAGAGCGUAAUGGUGUUGCGCCCGGUGCUCAAAUCCUGGCUCUGAAGAUCGGAGACACUCGCCUCAGCACCAUGGAAACAGGCACAGGACUCAUCCGUGCGAUGAUUGAAGUAAUCAACUACAAGUGUGACCUGGUUAACUAUAGCUAUGGAGAAGCAACUCACUGGCCCAAUUCAGGGAGGAUUUGUGAGGUGAUCACAGAGGCUGUCCAGAAGCACAAUGUCAUAUUUGUUUCAAGUGCAGGAAACAAUGGCCCUUGCCUCUCUACAGUCGGCUGCCCAGGGGGAACCACUAAUAGUGUCAUAGGUGUUGGAGCUUAUGUGACUCCAGACAUGAUGGUGGCUGAGUAUUCCCUGAGGGAGAAGCUGCCUCCCAACCAGUACACCUGGUCGUCCAGGGGCCCCAGUGUCGAUGGGGCCCUGGGGGUCAGCAUCAGUGCCCCUGGUGGGGCCAUUGCAUCUGUACCCAACUGGACUCUUCGUGGUACCCAGCUGAUGAACGGCACAUCCAUGUCAUCCCCUAAUGCCUGUGGUGGCAUCGCACUCAUCAUCUCAGGGCUGAAGCAGAACGGGAUCCGUCCCUCUGUUCCUGCGGUGAGGAGAGCGCUAGAAAACACCGCUCUGAAGGUUGAUGACAUUGAGGUUUAUGCACAGGGCCAUGGAAUAAUCCAGGUUGACAGGGCAUUAGACUACCUCACUCAAAACGCCUCUUUACCCACCAGCCACCUUGGCUUCUCAGUAAGCGUGGGCACACAGAGAGGCAUCUACCUCAGGGACCCAGGCCAAGUACUUGCACCCUCAGAUCAUGGAGUUGGAAUUGAACCCAUCUUCCCAGAGAACACAGAAAACUCUGAGCGAAUCUCCUUGCAGCUUCACUUGGCACUCACAUGUUCCGCCCCAUGGGUCCAGUGCCCCUCCCAUCUAGAGCUGAUGAACCAGUGUCGUCAUGUCAAUGUCCGCAUCGAUCCUGUCGGACUGAGAGAGGGAGUGCACUACACAGAGGUGUGUGGCUAUGAUACAGCAGCGCCGAGCUGUGGCCCACUGUUCAGAGUCCCCAUCACGGUUAUUAUCCCUGCCAAAGUAACAGAUAGUCGUAAUCAGGAGGUGCGUUUCACAGACGUCCACUUCAGACCAGGCCAGAUCAAACGCCACUUCAUCACCGUCCCUCAGGGAGCCUCCUGGGCAGAGAUCACACUGACCUCUCACUCGGGAGACGUGUCGUCAAAGUUUGUUCUCCAUGCAGUGCACCUGGUCAAACAGAAAGCGUACAGAGCAAAUGAAUUCUAUAAGUUCUCUUCACUAUUGGAAAAAGGCUCAUUAACCGAGGCUUUUCCAGUGUUGUCGGGGAGGAUAGUAGAGUUGUGCAUUGCACGAUGGUGGGCGAGCCUGGGUGACGUCAUGGUGGACUACAGCAUCUCGUUCCAUGGACUCAACACUUCUCCUUCUCCCCUGCACAUACAUGCCUCAGAAGGAGUGACGAGCUUUGAUGUGUCGUCGCCUCUGAGGUAUGAGGAAGUUUCCCCCACUAUUACCCUCAAGUCAUGGGUUCAGCCUCUCAGACCUUUAAGUUCAAAGAUAAAAGCCUUGGGAGUGAGGGAUGUUCUCCCCAAUAACCGACAACUCUACGAGAUUGUCCUCACCUACAGCUUUCACCAGCCUAAGAGUGGAGAGGUUACCCCCAGCUGUCCCACGCUGUGUGAGCUGCUGUACGAGUCUGAGUUUGACAGUCAGCUCUGGAUGCUGUUUGAUCAGAACAAGAGACUGCUGGGCUCAGGGGACGCCUACCCACACCAGUAUUCCCUGAAGCUGGAAAAGGGCGACUACACUGUGCGUCUGCAGGUCCGUCACGAGCAGUCCAGCGAGCUCGAGCGCCUCAAGGACCUACCGUUCGUGGUGUCCCACCGUCUCUCCACCACACUCACUCUAGACGUCUAUGAGACGCAUCGGGCCGCCCUCAUGGCCAAGAAGAAGGCAAACUCUCUCACCCUGUGCCCGGGUGCCACCCAGCCUUUUUACGUCACAGCCCUGCCAGACGACAAGAUCCCUAAGGGGACGAGUCCAGGCUGUUAUCUGUCAGGCUCUCUCGUUAUCCCCAAGAGCGAGUAUGGCAAGAAAGCAGGGCAGGCCUCUGCAAAACGACAAGGAAAGUUUAAAAAGGAUAUUGUACCCGUCGUCUACCAUCUAGUUCCUGCCCCCAAUAAAACAAAGAAUGGAGGGAAGGAGAAGGACAAGGAAGGAGACAAGGAGAAAGACGUGAAGGAGGAGUUUGCAGAAGCCAUGCGCGACUUGAAAAUUCAGUGGAUGACAAAGUUGGACUCCAGCUCCAUCUAUGAAGAACUCAUGGAAAACUACCCGGAAUAUCUUCCGCUGCAUGUGCAAAGACUGCACCAGCUGGACUCUGAGAAGGAGCGUGUCAAACGUCUCAGGGAGGUGGUAUCUGCAGCCGACAUUGUCAUCUCCCACAUCGACCAGACAGCCCUGGCUGUCUACCUCACCAUCAAGACAGACCCUCGGCCUGAUGCCGCUUCUAUCAAGACUGACAUGGAGAAGCAGAAGUCGUCUCUGCUGGACGCUCUGUGCAGGAAGGGCUGCGCUCUGGCCGACCAACUCCUGCUGCCCCCUGUGCCACAGGAAGCUGCUGGUGCCCUCACCACGGAUCAACAACAACAACAACAACAACAACAACAACAACAACAACUAGAAGCUGUCGCAGCAGAGGAGGAGGUCGUGGUGCAGGUGGCCAGCAGUUCUGACGACGCCCUGAACAACGCGGCGAAAGCUCUGACGGAGACAUUUUGGGAGGUGCAGAAGUGGGUCGAGCUAACUGACUCAAAGGUGUUGAUGUUUUCAUACAAACACGCUCUGGUGAACAAGAUGUACAGCCGAGCCUUAAAGUACGCCUCAAAGAUGGUGGAGGAGAAGCCCAGCAAAGAGAACAUGAAGAACUGUAUCCAGCUAAUGCGACAUCUACGAUGGACACACUGCGCCAACUUCAGUGAGAACUGGCUUCCUGUCAUGUACCCCACUGAAUACACGCCUUUCUAGGCACAGACACACACAAAUGCAUGAGCACCAUAACCAUACAGGGUCCAUUACAUGGUAAGCUCAACAUCGUGUCCCUCAGGGUCACAUGGUCUAUUCAUCUGACCAACCAGCUGCCACCCGAGAAUCUCCUUUUUUUUUGUGUUUUUAAAUUCAGAUGUAGGUGAACACCAAAAUGAAGGAUAACCUCUGUGUUUAAAUGGUUUAAAGCACUCGACACCGUAUAAGACACGGAAUGAUGUUCCUGUUUUGUUGAUCACCACAGCUCUGUCAACCCUUAUUAUUUUGAAUGCUCAAAACUCUUUGCCACGGCUUGGUGUCACUGUAGCUCAGUAAUAUCUUCGUUGAAUGUUGUCUUUUGUUUUGGUGUUGUCUACGCAUACAGAGGCUUUCAAUCCCCCCCCACACCUGUCUGGGCUCCAUAUCACAUUAAUAACCUCACUCUCUCAUGUAAAUACUGUGAAAAGGCCAGUGUGGACUCCAAGGAUGCUUCCUUAGUCUUCAAAAACAAAAAACUCUAGUCACAACAACAGAAUGAUAUGUCAGCGGGAAAAGCGAGAGGACUCGCUGCAGCACAUGUGCGGACAUACAAUGACACGCAGAGUCGGCCUGAUCCAGGAAUCAAGAGAAAGACUCGGACAGAACCUAACAGCUCGUUUCUUUAAUCCUGUCUGUCUUUUUAGGCUCUGAUUUGCGAACACAGUCACUCAGAACACACAACAGUGCUGAGGAGGUGCCUUUCUACUUGUACCUUACCUUUUCUGGUGGGACAAAAAGAUGAAGUGCGAAGCGGCUUUGUCCACUGAAAGCUGCACAAUCGGCAGCGUCAGUCAGCACUUGGCAACUUCAGUCGUUUCCCAUCAGCCUUAGGUGUCAGAUGGGGUUUUUGAGCUCAUAUCAGCAGUUUGAUGUCCGUGCAUUUCAUGUUGGUUGUCUCGUCAGGAAUCCACACACGCACACGUUCUUGACUUCCACUUACCUCCGGAGGUGUUGGCCGCCCACGUCACACCGCAGUCGACCUGAACGCCACAUUUAACGGCCGUCACGCAGAGCUCACUCCCACAACAGAUGCAGUUGUAGACAGCGGCAGGAUGAUCAGAUCAGAUCCGAUUUCAUUGUAAAAUGUUCACACUGUCGUAGAGAUGUUUCUCUGCGUCUUUCAACUCGCUGCAUUUGUACACGGUGUCAUAAAAAUAAUGUACAGACACAUAACAUAAAAAAGAUUAAGAUGCAAUAGGUAUAUAAUACAAAUAUUAUUCUAAUUGAUGUAUUUUGCAUAUAUGCAUGUCUUGUAGAGGUGUAAGGAAGAAUAGUUUUAAUUGGAGGCAGUUUUUAGUUUGCUUCAAUUUGAAAGAUUUUUAAUCUGAAACAAGAUUUUAGACAAUAUCCACUUUCUUUGAGUGUUUGUGAAUGAUUUUAUGUGAUGUGUGAGCAUAUUUUUGUGGACAUGGGCAGAAUUGAAUAGAUUUCCAUUUAGAGGAGGUUGAGCAGAAGGAUUUUCUUUUGUUUUUAUUCACGUGACAGGACCAGGCCAGUGGUUUUGUAUGUUUGAUCAGAUUUUUAACGAAUCACACCACAGCUAACCAUUGUGCUUAGUAAGUUAUUUUAGAUCUUUUUGGGAGGUUUUCUUCCAGACAAUCUUUGAUUUUCAUUCAUUUCUUUCCAUGUGAACAAUAAGUCUGAAUUUAUUCAGUCAUCUUCUUACAAUAAUCUUUCUUUCAAACCCUUAGUAACCCUAACCUUGGUAACCAGUCCGUAUUUAGGCAUGAAUAUUGAACGAGGGGAAAAAUACAUUGUUUUCAGGUAAUUUCAGUAAUAUUCAGCAGUUUUAUGUUUGUUCACCAUCAUGGAUGGUGUAUGCCACCAGAGCUGCGUUCAGACUUGCACUGAAGUUCGUUUGAAACUGAAGUGUCCUGAACUUUUCUCUUCCGGAAAAUGUCUGAGUGAGCUCAUGUGAGAAUACAGCAGGAAAAACUCUGGAAAAUUCAGGAACACAAAAUGUUCCUGCCUUUGUGAACGAGUCUGACUCAGACAAUCUCCUGCUGCGUUCGUCAUAUGUGAACGUCAAAGUUCACGUCUGAACACAGCUCAGGUUUUCAUCGCACUCCUGUUACAUUGUCAGACUCACCAUGCACAUGCUGUUUUUGUAAGUAAGUUGAUGUGGGAGAAUCUGAGACAUCGUCUUCCUUGUCAAAACCUUGUGCCUACAUUACCCACAAUGCUGGCAAUUUCUAUAACAGUACAUAUGCCUGAAACUGAGAUGAGGAACAGGCUACAGAGUUUUGGUAAACUCACUUAUUUCAAUAAGCUCAAUGUUAUUUUUUUUCUUUUUCAGCUUUUAUCAUAGUUCUCCAACAAGACAAUUAAUCAGACUUUGUGUAGCUUCUCCUGAAGCCACAAAACUCAGUGGUGUUCCACCAAUUGUUUUCAAUGUCUUAUGGAAAUGAAUGAAUCAAUGAAAUAAUUACAGAAUGGUUGGAAAAAUGCAUCUAAAAAAUAUAUGCACGCAUUUGAAAACUUGCACAAACCCUGGUAUGGUCCUUUAGAAUAUUUCACCUCACUACUCAUGCGAGAGACGAGGACGCGCGGCUCUUUGUUUUCAUAAAGCUGUGUAGAAGACGAACAUGCUACACCUGCAAACUACAUAUUCAGUUGGAACCUGUUUAUAUUUGUGAUUCUUGACCCCUUUUUUUAUCCACUUCUGUAAAACAAACACAUUUCCUGUCUCACACACUCAUUAGUAUUUUCAGUUCAACCCAAGACGGACUUUCAUUUCAGUGUAACUCUCAAAGGAAGCUCGAAGCUGAAAAAGAAAAGGAAAUUGGACAUAACGUAGAAUAGAAGAAUAAAAUGAAGAGAAGGAAGUAAAGGCUCUUUCCCUGAUGUUUUGAGUCGUCUCACAAGUGGAAGGUUUAUACUUCAGAAUGUAGAAGCAGUUGCCCUCAAGCCGAGGCCUUUUGUCCUCAUGAGAAUAAAUAUCUUUUCUGGGGUGACCAUUCAUGCGAGGCAACAUCGGUGGUCCCAACUUCUGUUUCCCCCCUGGGGGGUAGCAACGCCUUGUGUUUCUGUUUUUUAUCUGUGAUGCGUGUGCACUUUCUGUAGCAGCCGCAGCACAGGCCUCUCCACGUGCACAGGGGUUUACAGGAGUCAUUUGGGUUUUGGUUUGUGUUCAUCAUUUUGACUUUUUUUUGCAUCUUCUGUUUUAUCCUGCUUCUUUGCAUUAGUUUUUUUGUUUUAUUUUUCUGGCCUUUUUCCUGUGUUUGGGUUUCGGUUGAGACAGACGUCACGUUCAGGGCUCAGCAGUCGUCGGGACUUGUUGCCACUGGCGGUCUCUCAGAGAAUUUAGCCUUAACUCUCAUCACAGGACCGAACCGUCCAUUUCUGGCACCAGACAGACUUCUCAUAUCUGUCGCGCUCGCUCUGCUGGUGUCAGGAAAGAUUUCAAAGAUGCUUUCUCUGGAUGUUGAGUGUUUAUAUUUAUAGUCAUAAAAAUUGAGUCAAUGCCAAUGUUUUACAGAAUGUCAAUGAGAUGAGGUUAAAUGCUCUCAGUAUUAUUUUAUACCCAUUCUUCCUCGAUAACAUGUGGGAAAGAGCUGAGCUACCGUCACACCAUUUUGUUCUCACAUGAAAUUAAAAGUCACAAACAAGGAAAAUAACACUGAAUAAAAAUGAUUUGGAAGAAUGAA
Scophthalmus maximus (turbot) is the source of this 7718-nucleotide messenger RNA. RefSeq names its product tripeptidyl peptidase 2 (gene tpp2). Gene Ontology annotation, cellular component: cytosol. Lineage: Eukaryota; Metazoa; Chordata; Actinopteri; Pleuronectiformes; Scophthalmidae. The transcript is spliced from 29 exons. Gene Ontology annotation, biological process: proteolysis. Bases 154 to 4035 code for a protein of 1293 amino acids. The record is from RefSeq and is a predicted model, not a curated record. Gene Ontology annotation, molecular function: serine-type endopeptidase activity; tripeptidyl-peptidase activity.